Molecule: messenger RNA, 1185 nt
Organism: Archocentrus centrarchus (flier cichlid)
Lineage: Eukaryota; Metazoa; Chordata; Actinopteri; Cichliformes; Cichlidae
Gene: gpr18
Product: G protein-coupled receptor 18
Exons: 3
Coding region: 127-1185 (352 amino acids)
Biological process (GO): phospholipase C-activating G protein-coupled receptor signaling pathway; positive regulation of Rho protein signal transduction
Cellular component (GO): plasma membrane
Molecular function (GO): G protein-coupled receptor activity
Source: RefSeq, a predicted model, not a curated record
GUAUUCACUUCCCUGUUUUGGCAGUGCGCGCUGGGUAUUCUGAUAUCUUCACGAGCUCCCGGUGGCUUCACUGACUUGUUGGUGUGAGCUUGUCAAGAUGUUUGUUUGAUUUUUGUGAUUUUACUCAUGUGGACUGAGGAGGAACUAAUUCUACACAAUCUCCAUAAUAUGACCGUGGACCAAAACUCCACCAACAUGUCUGAAACUGGGACUAUGAGCUUGGAGCAGGGACCGGUGGAGUACCGCAUUUCAGGCCUGAUUUUCUACUGCUUCAUCUUCAUCAUUGGAGUCCUGGUUAAUCUCACUGCUCUAUGGGUGUUUGCCCUGACCACAAAGAAAAGGAACUCAGUCACCAUUUACAUGAUAAACGUGGCCCUAGUAGACCUCACUUUCAUCCUGCUACUUCCUUUCAGGAUGGUUUACCACCACCAGGACUACUGGCCUUUUGGAGAUCUCUUCUGCCGAAUCAUGGCAGCCCUCACCAUUUUCUACCCUUGCAUGGCUCUGUGGCUGUUUGCCCUGAUAAGCACUGACCGCUACAUGGCCAUUGUCCAGCCAAAGCACGGCAAGGAGUUGAGGAAUGUCCCGAAGGCUGUUGUGGGCAGUGUUUUGGUGUGGGUCAUGACCCUGGGCAGCUCUGUGCCCUUGCUCUUCUCCGACAAGGACCCUGAUCGCACAUCUAACUUCACCACCUGCAUCAAGAUGCAAGACAUCAUCUUCAUGCGCCACGACAACCCCGUCAACUUUGCGCGACUCAUCUUUUUCUUCUUUGUUCCCAUCUGCAUAAUGAUCGUCUGCUAUGUUGUCAUUGUGGACAAUCUGAUCCAUGGCCGCACCUCUAAACUCAAGCCUAAAGUGAAGCAGAAGUCCAUCCGGAUUAUCAUCACACUCAUUAUCCAGGUGCUGGUGUGUUUCGUGCCUUUUCACGUGUGCUUGGUGCUCCGUUUGGUGGGGGAAGGCAGAGACGGGGGGUACAGCACAUGGGCGGUCUUCACCACAUUCCUGAUGAACCUAAGCACAGUCUUGGAUAUCAUCCUUUAUUACAUUGUCUCCAAGCAGUUCCAGGACAGGGUGAUUAGUGUGAUUCUGUACAGGAACUACCUGCGAAGCGUGAGGCGAAAGAGCAGGCACACACACACAGGCAGCGUCAGAUCAAUGAGCAACAUGACCAGCGCAAUGAUAUGA